UUUUGCUGACUGAGGUGAAGUGCAUCUGUCAGUACCUGUCUGGAGGAAAAAGCAUAUCGACCAGACCAGAGCUUCAACAAUUUCACCCGAAAACAAAUCUAAACCUGAAGGCACCGAUUCCAAUCAGAACCCAAACAAAAGCAUGGAGACUGACGGACAGCUCAGACAGAUAACUUUAUUUACGGGAUGGAUGUGGAAGACUGGAUGCAGCUGUGAAAUAUGAGAUCUAUGAUUUAAUCUGUUCGGCUCUGUGAAUGUGGAAGACGCUCUAAACUCUUAAAACCAUGAUGCUCAGUCCGGACCAGGCCGUGCCAGACCUGCCGUGGGGACAGACGGACCCGGACUCACUUCUGGACUCCUUCAGGGUCGUGGAGCCCGUGGAUGGGGAGUGCAAAGCGCGCGCCAUGCACGCGCCCGUCACCAGCAGGGAGGAGAGGAGGAGGAGGAGGCGCGCGACCGCUAAAUACCGGUCUGCGCACGCCACCAGGGAGCGCAUCCGUGUCGUGGCCUUCAACGUGGCCUUUGCUGAGCUGAGAAAACUCCUACCGACGCUUCCACCAGAUAAGAAGUUGUCCAAGAUAGAGAUCCUGCGACUCGCGAUUUGUUACAUCUCCUACCUCAACCACGUGCUGGAUGUUUAGGAGCAACGUGAUGCCCGGAUGGACUGACCCCAGUGACACCAUCAUUUAGUCUAUACUUGGAUAUGUACAGUAGAAGAACCCCUAUAGGCCCAUACUGACACACCACAGCCUGUGACUAAUGGGAAAACCAGAUUGAUUUUUCAUUACAGGGAGCAGCUGCAGGUCUAUGUUUACUGUCACCAAAAAGCAAGAAUUGAUUUUUUUUUUUUUUUUUUUUUUUUUUUUAGAGCUGUGGGCUUUAUACUGCAUCAAAGCUACAAAAUCGUUGCAAUGACCUUAAAUGUGCAGUUUCUCCCCUUCAUAUAUAUUUGUGGGAUUUUUUUUUUUUUUUUUGUCCUUUUGCACUAUGUCCAGAGGAAAUACUGGUCACAGUUAUUCCUUCAGUACUUGCAAUUCUCUUAGUUUUUUCCCUAUAGAUUAAAAUCCAGAUUAACUUUAUUGAUCCCCAGAGGGUAAUCCACUUUCUUAAUCAACUCAAUAAGGGAAAAAAAAAGAAUGAAUGAGUCAUUAGACUGAAGUGUUUAAAAAAAUGUUUAAUAGUGCCUCAUUUAUAUCACAUUUGAGACAUUUGGUGAAAAUAGAAUAACAGACAACAUUUAUGCUCAAAAGACGGUGUUACAUAUUUGUAUUUUAGACAUGUUCUCUGCACUUAUGUCAAAUUUUAUUCAUAUGUACUUUUGAGAAGCUAAGAUGUUGGUAAAUUUACAAGCACCAAAUUAGUUAAUCCAUAUGACUGAAGGUGUGUUUUCACAAGUGAUUUGAAAGUUUUGACAAAUCUGACUUCAAACUUUCACAAUUUGGGCUCAAUUAUCUUUCAACAAUUUAUCUGUACAGGUCUCAAACCUUUACUGAAAAAAGUACAUUUUACUUUCAGACCUCAAAACCAUUUUUUCCUCUAUACAAACUGCACUUUACUGUUUACAUCCUUAAUAUUUGGCAUGGGGUCAGAAUAAAGUGCAUCAUAUGAUUUAUAUUUUAACCCAGAUUGGUGGAAUCUGUGGUGUUAGUCUACGUUUAUUUAUUUAUUUACUCACUUACUUAUUUACUUAUAUGAUAUAUACAUGUCAAAUCCAGAGCUGUGAGCUUACAGUUUUAGUUGUUCUCUUUAUGAAUAAGACUGGGACACACAGAAAUAUACAUGUGCAUCCAUAUAACAUUCAACAAGGUAGAAAUACACAAGGGAUAUUGACCCUGUGAAUGUGUUUUUACAAGUGUGAUAUGCAUGGUGAAUAACCAAAUUGCUGUUUCCACCUACAUUUUAGACCAGAUUUAGAUGUUAUGGGUGAAGCAUUGUGGUUAAGAUUAUAUCAUUUUUCCAGACUUUGUUUCAUUAAAGGAGUGAUAUUUUGCUUUUUUUAAUGGAAUUAUGCAUUUUAAAAC
Messenger RNA from Sphaeramia orbicularis (orbiculate cardinalfish), 2021 nucleotides. RefSeq names its product helix-loop-helix protein 2-like. NCBI's taxonomy places the organism in Eukaryota, Metazoa, Chordata, Actinopteri, Kurtiformes, Apogonidae. The record is from RefSeq and is a predicted model, not a curated record. The transcript has 2 exons. The coding region runs from base 285 to 641 and encodes 118 amino acids. Gene Ontology annotation, biological process: regulation of transcription by RNA polymerase II. Gene Ontology annotation, molecular function: protein dimerization activity; DNA-binding transcription factor activity, RNA polymerase II-specific; RNA polymerase II cis-regulatory region sequence-specific DNA binding.